AUGCCAGCUACCGAGAAAAUCAACUUUGAGCCAAAGAAGACCAGUGAGUCGAGAAAGCGGAAAUCAGAUGAUAUUUUCAACUUGCCAGCGAAUAAGAUAAAACCAGCUGAAGAGUCAAGCCCGUUAGGACUGGAUACGCGACUCAAAGAACUCUUGAAAGAAUCAAGCAGCAACUCUCCCCUCGAUGGCCGCCCAAAAACCGCGGAUCCUCCUGCAGCUUCUACUCAAGAACGAAUGAUCUACAAAGCCCUGUUCCAGCUCCACACGAUUAUCGGGCACCACGACGAUGAUGGAAGGCCAAACCCGAUUCUUCGGAACGCAGAGGCGAAAGAUUGGGAAACUGACAAGAAACUCAAGCGCUACAGCCGACAAGUACAGGAAGCAAAGAAACUUCUGCCAUUUAUUCGAGGACAUCUGAAGAAACUCGAACGCAAACAAUCUCCAAAGUAA
Messenger RNA from Oikopleura dioica, 450 nucleotides. Lineage: Eukaryota; Metazoa; Chordata; Appendicularia; Copelata; Oikopleuridae. The record is from the annotation of a GenBank genome assembly.